This is a messenger RNA of Diuraphis noxia (Russian wheat aphid), 2049 nucleotides long. RefSeq lists its product as uncharacterized. NCBI's taxonomy places the organism in Eukaryota, Metazoa, Arthropoda, Insecta, Hemiptera, Aphididae. The record is from RefSeq and is a predicted model, not a curated record.
UUUCACUGUGACUUAUUAGUCAAAUCUCGAAUGCUUUAUUUAUUUACUAUAAACCUAACGUGUUACUAUAUUAGUCCGAGCUUAUAAGUUUAAAAAAAUCUGUAAAUCGCUGGUUCAUUAUUGUGUCGAGCCCAUCGUUAUCUGGCUGCUGCCGUCGUCGACCUUUAUGUAGCUGUUUCCAGUCUGAAAGUUCCAGAACCCAUAAUAUUGUUUGCAGCAGACAAUUUAACAAGUACAUUGAAAAUAUUGUACCUAUAUGCUGGUUCAGCACAUCAAAAUCUGAUCCUUUAAUUGCGCGAUCGGCAUGGGCAUAUCAAAUGGUCUUUUGCUGUUGUUUCACAAGUAGAGUACAAGUUAUGACCAUGUACCAACCAAUAACAGUUUUUACAGAGCCAAUUAAUUUGGUAGCAACUUCAAYAAAUCGUACUAAACCAAUAAACAGUAAGAAUACUAUACUAGAAGAAUUCAUAAUGAAUAUUCACAAUAUGUCACCAUUCAGAUUAAUUUUAUUUAUAUCCUCAAUUUUCUUUGGUUUUGCUGUCAUUUUUGGUGUUUUAUUUAUAGAACCAUGUGAAUGGUCGAAUUGUAUUUCUUCAAAAAAUAUGAAGUUAAUUUGGUCUGAUUCUAUUUUCUUUGAUAUAGAGUUAAAAGGCAAGCCGAGUAUGAUUGAGUUAAACCAGAAACUUAAAAAAUUGUUGUUUAUAGUUAGAGGAUCAAUUCUUAACAGUCCAAAUGUACCACCUCGAACAGAACGUUUACCAUCUAUUGGUGGUGGUCUUUUGCAAAUUGAUACAAUUACUGGUAAAGAAAUGUGGCGUAAACGAUUAGAUUCACUACCUGAUACUAUUGAUUGUACAUUACUAAAUAAUCAGUCCAAAGAAAAUGAAGAUGUAUAUUGUAUAGUAGGAGCUUCAAAUAAAAAUAUAUUAGCUGUUAUAUCCAGCAAUAAACAUAAAGGUGAACUUGUAUGGAAGAAAAUUCGAUCAGAGUUAAACACUACUAAAUUAAAUAACAAAAACGAUUUAGUGUACAUGGAGUUUCCUAUCAUUAUACCCGAUUGCAAUUCUGAUGGUGUUAAUGAAAUGGCCUUUGUGCACCAUGAAAAUAAUAUACCUACAUUAGAUAUAUUAUCUGGCAAAAGUGGAAACAAAUUAAUGAGGAGUAUUAGUAAUGAUAAUUGUACUAAGAUGACUGAUCUAAUUUUAAAAUAUGAUAUGUCUUUAGUUUAUUUUUGUCGUAAAAAUAAUGUUGUAGACACUCUAGAAACAAUUCCUAUUAAAACUAUGUUAAAUUGUUCUGGUGAUUGGAUACCAGAUUCUGUUCACCAAACCAAACAAGAACACGAUCAAAUUGAAGAAAAUCAAUAUUUUUUAAUGCUUGGGCCUUAUUAUCUUAAAAUCAAUAAUAGCCAUUACAAUUGUUCUACUGAUUGUAUGACAGUUUUGUAUGUGAUUAAUAGGACUAAAAAAAUUAUUUGGUCUAAACAAUUUGAUCGAUCUUAUGUAAUGAAGCCAGUAACUUUUGAAUUCCGCGACAAUAUAUCUGGAUUUGUUAUCAAAAUUUGGUCUUGGGAUACUCAAACAAUUGAGAAUAAAAUUAAGCUCACUAACAUCGAAAAAGUUGAGUACAUUCUAGAACAAGUUAUAGUAAUUACAUAUAAUUCAUCCAGACCUGAAGAUUUCCACAUUAAGAACAUAAGUUCAAACAAAAUUUUACAAGUUUGUGAAAAUGUAUCAAACUGUCAGCCUAGACUAGAAUAUCAAAAAUAUUCAUUGAAUGUGAUGGAUGUAGACGAAGAUGGUUACAGAGAAUUAGUUUCUGUAUCAGUAACAUAUGAAUUUAUCAAUACACUUGGCCAGUUCUACAUGAACGAUAAACACUCACUGCAGCUCUUAUCAAAAGUUAAUGUUUACCAAUUAGAAAGUCAACUUAUUAGAUAUUUUGAAAAUUAAAUGUUUGUUUGUUUUGAUUUAUUGUAAGAAUAUAAUUUGUCCACUAAAAUAUAUGUUCCUUAGUUUUCAUAACAUAAAUAAAUGAGUUUGAGGUGUA